Poecilia reticulata (guppy) is the source of this 7083-nucleotide messenger RNA. It is a transcript of the gene hapln1b, whose product is annotated as hyaluronan and proteoglycan link protein 1b. Lineage: Eukaryota; Metazoa; Chordata; Actinopteri; Cyprinodontiformes; Poeciliidae. The record is from RefSeq and is a predicted model, not a curated record. Gene Ontology annotation, biological process: skeletal system development; positive regulation of neuroblast proliferation; central nervous system development. Gene Ontology annotation, cellular component: perineuronal net; synapse. Gene Ontology annotation, molecular function: hyaluronic acid binding.
GAAACCCACCUCAGAGCGCGUGGAUGUAGAUCUCCACGACAGAGAGAAAUCAAAGCGAGGUGUCGCUCUCACCUGCACGCGCAGCGCAGGCGACUCGACACGCACACACUCACCAGAAGGAGCGCGCGCCGCUGUGCCAUCACACAGCGGAGCCGCAAUUGGACAGGAAACAUCCGCACCGCCUGGUUUUCCUGCCCUCACCGGGCGCAGUCGUCCUGCGCCCCCAGUGUUCCUUCUGACCGCCGGAGAGUUUUGACCUGAGCCGCAACACAGCGCAAAAGUCCAGUGAUCGGACCUGGAGUACAUUGAGUGAAGAUGAUUCCUGUGCUGAUCUGUGCUUUGGUCUCCCUGAGUGUUGCGGAAACCAAUUUAGACAUUCUGUACCCUGAGCUGGAGCACUCCAGAACCAUCUAUGUCACAGAAAAUGGGCCCAAGUUCAAUGUCAUGGCUGAACAAGCCAAGGUUGUAACGAGGCGAGGGGGGAAUGUAACAUUACCAUGCCUGAUCCAGAGAGAGCAGCAACUGCCACCCAGUCGCAAGAUGAGGAUCAAGUGGACCAAACUGACUUCAGACUAUCUGAAAGAGGUGGACGUGUUUGUCGCCAUGGGUUACCACAAAAGGAGUUACGGAACUUUCCAAGGACGUGUCCAAUUGCAAGGCGCCUCCCCAAUGGAUGCCUCCCUGGUGAUGACAGAUGUCACUUUGGACGAUUAUGGGAGAUACAAAUGUGAAGUGAUUGAUGGUCUGGAGGAUGACACAGUGGUGGUGUCCCUCAAACUUGAAGGUGUUGUCUUCCCCUACUUCCCCCGCCUGGGCCGCUACAACCUGAAUUUUUAUGAUGCCGAGCAGGCAUGUCAAGACCAGGAUGCUGUGGUGGCAUCCUUCGACCAGCUGUACGAGGCGUGGCGCGGCGGGAUGGACUGGUGCAACGCCGGCUGGCUGAGCGACGGCUCUGUGCAGUACCCCAUCACCACCCCCAGAGAACCCUGCGGAGGGAGGAACACGGUGCCGGGCAUACGCAACUACGGCCUGAGAGACAAGGACAAGAGUCACUACGAUGUGUUCUGCUUCACUUCCUUCCACAAAGGUAAAUUCUACUACCUGAUCCAGUCGUCUAAGCUCACCUAUGACGAGGCUGUGAGGGCUUGUCAAAAAGAUGGUGCCCAGAUCGCCAAGGUUGGCCAAAUGUUCGCUGCCUGGAAGCUGAACAAGUACGACCGCUGUGACGCCGGCUGGUUGGCGGACGCCAGCGUCCGUUACCCAAUCUAUCAUCCAAGGCGCCGCUGCAGCCCCACAGAGGCCACUGUGAGGUUCAAUGGCUUCCCCGAUAAGAAGCACAAGCUGUACGGAGUGUAUUGCUACAAGGAAAACAACUAAUCCUGCGAACACCUACAUCUACACACAAGCAUGCACAAACAUAGACAUCAAAGAACACUCUCAAUGGGUUAAAAUGCAUAGAAAAGAGAAUUGUAAUAACAAGUGAUGCUUUCACUCAUGGGAGAUGUUGCAUCAUCAUUCAGGACCUUAAAAUAUAUUUUACACAUAUAUUAGAUAUUAUUUAAUCAAUGCAAAUAAUCAGUUGGGUGGGCUGACGUGUGUGGGUGAGAUUUGGAAAUAUAAAAGCUAAUGCAAAAAUGUCAUACAAGAAAAAACAUGCCAACAAAUCUAACAACAGCUAAGUGUGUCACGGUUGGACCAAAACUUUGGGCACUUAUCCUGUUUUCGAUCCCAACAUGAAGAGCAGAUGAAAGCUCAGCCUCUGUGAAGCUCGUUAGGCAGGACUCGUUAGCUGAUCCGUUCCCGACUGCCCCUCCCCUCUCAACAAGGUGCUAUAGCUGCAUCCUACCGUCCGCUUUUUUUUCAUGUUUUUUCUACAAAUGCAUUGGACCAAACUUGGACCAACAGUAAAGACAAAAACAAAUAGGAACAUCUAGCUGUUAGCAACGUGUUUUCUAAGUAUGUAGACUGUGAUAAACUUAGAAAUGUAUUUGUGUUGAUAUUUUUUAUACACUGUAGAAAUGUUUGUUGCUGUCUCUCUGGCCAAUGUCUUCUUGGUUUACGUAAAACAUACUGCAGUAUUAGUAAGGUGGACUGGGGCUGGGGCUGGGGGUGAGGCUGGGGCUGGGGGUGAGGCUGGGCCUGGGAGGUGUUUGCACUGAUCAGAUGACAUUCAGGAUAGUGGACGACAUAAACAGCAAUUUUCCUCCCAAAAUGCUUUGCCUGAGUAGAAGCAGCGUUGCUCGUGUCGCUUGGGUCGCUGUCACUUCCAGAGCGAUGCAGGGACUGUAGGCCGUCGUAGUGUUUGGCUUCAGAGCAUGGCUCAGCUAUAAGAAGCACACAGCUAAGCAGCUUCCAGAAGAUUUACUCUCAACUUCGUGUCAAUGCUUUAAUAAAGCGUUAUUUUUGAUACGGUUACUGGGUUUAAGUUGAAUUAGCAGAACAAGCCUUGUUAAUGCUUGUCAUUAUUUUCUUUUGGACACAACACUUUUAGCAUGACCUGUUCAAAAAGUUAAAAAUGACUCUUACGGGUUCAUCUGAUGUUUUUUUCUGUAGAUGUAGACUGGAUGAAAUGGUGUUUGCUGUAUUUUAUGACUUAAUUCAAAGGACUUUCCUUUUUUAAUGCUCCCUAAAAUAUGGAACUUUGAGUUAGUUGCUUCAGUGGUUUAAAUUAGUAAAGGAAACAUUUUAAGAUUUUUAAAUUUAGUACAUUUCCAGGAUAAUCGAAGAACCCAUACAAUACGUGCAGUAAAAAAGUAUUAUGGAUUGUUUUAGGGUUUUUGCUUGUGUCACACUUAUCAUGAUUUAGAUCAUGAAAUAAAUUUGAAUUUCAGAUGAAGAUAAACUAAGUACAAAAUGCAGUUUUCAAAUGUAUUUAUUAAGGGAUUAAAAACUAUCCAAAUCAAGGAAUAAUAUCUGAUUAAUUAACUGCUAAAACUUAUCUUUUGGAAAUGCAUAUCCAGACUUCAUUUCUGCCAGAUGCACCUGCUAUCAUGUGAACAAAUACACUUGUUGGUACACGAGCAUGAUUGACAACACUAAUACACUCCCCUUGGCUCUGAUUGGUUGUUUUUAAUAUUGUUCAGAUGGCAACAGUAGCACUGGGAAGAAAUAGAGGAGCUCCAUCUCUCCACAGAUUACCUGUCUCAUUUUACACUCUCACCACAUUGUGACAGUUUUACAAAUAUAUUCAAAAAUAUAUUAUUGUUAAAGUUACAUGAUGUAGCUUGAAGUGAAUGAAAACAUAAAAAUGUACCUAAAAAACAAUCGGCAUAAGUAUUCAGUGAUUGGGAUUCGGAGGGCUAAACUAGGUAGUUUAGUGAAUUGGUAAAGUUCUGGUGUGAGUUAGACUGGCAGAGCAGUAGGACGGACAAAACCUGAAGGAUCUGACAAAGGGUCGACUAACAGAGAGGUGUGUAUGCCGGACAGGUGGUUGCUUAGCAGCAAGCAUCAGCUGGGGUGGAGGUACGGAGCUGGAGAGAGCUGAGACAGAAAUGACUGAUAAACAGAACCAGACUCAGCUGAGAGAUUAACACACAGUUAGCAAGAAUGCAUAGAAAAAACCCCAAAAACCCUAAGACUCCAAACCAGAUCAAACCAAAAUCCUAAAACAGCUGCUGUGGCUUAAUUUAUAUCACUUUUAGGUUUAAGUUACUUUCAAGAUAUGUUCGUCAUGUUAUUCAAGGUUCAAACAGUAAAAAUACAUGAACCUCUCUAAACCUACUUCCACCUUUAUUUGAAGCAGAAACAGCUGUCUUUUGGAGUUUUUUCAGUGCUCAUAACAAAGAGAAAUAAUGUUUUUCCUUUUCCAUCAACGGAUAAAUUCGGAUUUCCACUGUAAUCAACAGUUUAGAGUUCAUAAAAUCUAAAUCUGUGCAGAAAGUGCGCAGCCCAAUCCCUAGGAGGCAGGUGAAAAUAAAAACGGGUGGAUGAGAUUAAACAGGAAACGCUUGGUGACAAAAUGUUGAUGGCACAUAUAUCAGCUGAGGUCACACACUGGAUGAAGCCAGGCCUGCGUGUGAGCAGGGCAGAUGUGCUGGCAGUAAGUGGCUCAUGACAUGCUAUCUUAGCUCUCCAAGACCCUGUUGAAAGCGUCUCUCAGUCUCCCAGCAUGCUGAGCAAACAACAGCCAAGCUGUAGCAGCCUCCUGCUUUCUAUAUGAAAGCAGGAAGGGAUUCUUCCAUAUAUUGGCAUUUUGCGUUCACAGGCACAGAUACAGGUUGAGGUUACCAAGCUGAAGGCUGGCAUGUUGCUACUGUCUCUGGCUGAAUCCCUGACAAAUUACUGAACAUUAUUUCAUUUGAUUUAGUUUUUUAUUUCUUUCACCCAGUCAUAAAUAUGAAUAGUUCAUGUAACAACUACAAUAAAUCAUGAAUGAAGUGAGGCAGAAAGAAACAUGAACUAAUAAUAUCUGCACCAUAUUCACAUGAAAAUAAAAUGAGAUAUUCAGACUGUUACAAACUUCUAAAUGCACAAAAAAUAAACCAAGAAUCCACAACAAAACUUCGACUUAUUCAACGUCAAAUCAUUUCGUCAUGAUUAUUUCCUAAUUUCUAACUUUGUACAUAAUUUUAAAAAUAUUUUACUGAGCUCAUGACGUUUCAAUAAGUUUGAAACACAAUGCAUAUCUCUUGCAUUGUGGGAUCUCCACUCCCACUUAUGACAGCUCUCUUCUCUAAAACAAAAAUCAAAUCUACAAAUGUUUUACAUUUACUACUCCACACGUCCACACAAUAUGUCAGAUAUGGAACAAAAUGUAAGUUAAACAAAGCAUACAAUAUUUAUCAUUUAAAAUAUUGUUAAAAUAGUUCAGGAUAUUUUAACUUUUACAUGAUCUUUUACCGCUGACCUUAUGACAGCCCAAUGUGGGCUCUGUUUCCUAAUUCAUAUCUCUGCUCAAUGACAGAGCAUAAGGACCAUACUUAGAAAAAAUAAAAAUAAAACUAUGAGAAUAAAUUCAUAAUAUUGUGAGAAUAAAGUCAAAAAAAUACGAGAAAAAUGUUGUAAUAUGAGAAUAAAGUCAUAAUAUUUUGAGAAUAAAAUCAUACAAUUACAAUUCUCUUAUUUUUAUAGGUUUAUUUUCUGAUAUUGGCCCUAAUACUCCGUCGUACUGCCCAGCCACGGCGCCUGCAAAGUCAAAUUUGUCAUUUGUACUCCUAGAGCCAGGAUCCUCUACGCUCCUCAGGAUGUUUAUGAGUAUCCAGGGCAACAGUGACAGUAAUACCCUGAGUUAGUGUGGCUCCAGAACAGUCGACAGACCUCAUUUUGAAGAAACACGAUAAUGAGAGAUCUGCUGUUUUCCAGUGUGAAUAAUUUAUCUCUCAGGAAUAACAAAGAUCUGGAAACAGCAUUGAUGUUCUGGGUAUUUAUUCACUUUAUUCUCUUCCUCUUCCUACAUGGUGCACUGAGUGUAAUGAAAACGCAGUGAUUGAGCUCCACUAUGAUAUGAAUAGGGACACGUUUGUUCAUGAUGUCCAAGCAUCAGAUGUAGAGAGGUAUAUCGAAAUUUUGACACACAUUGGUUAAUUGUUGGUACCGGUACUGUUGACCUUUACUCACUGUCUGGACUGACCGUUGGCCAGUCAGACGAUGGUCAGGCAGGCGCUUGUGAAGGCCCCACAUGGUUGGGGUGAAGUCGAACAGUUGACGCAGAGUCACAUGGUUUCAGGACAUUCGUUUUCACACACUCCUUUUUUUCUGGGCAACAAAACUGGAAGUUGAGUAAUUGGGGCUGCUGUACACACACACCCACCAAAUUAUGAGCAGUCACACAAUAUUUUCACAUGAAGAGAGGGGGGUGCAAAGUUCACUAGAGGGGCAAGAAAAGGAGGACAACAGGAGGAUGAGAACAAAAUGACACAAUUUUCGUCACGCGACUGCAACAACUACCACUGAUUUUGUCAGUUGGGCCCGACCAUGCAGAGCCCUUAUUAAGUCUUGAUGCCGUACGUAUGUUACGUUAUGCUCCUCUCCUGUCUAGAAGCGCACUACUUUAGCUUCAAGUCAGACCAUUAUUUUUCUGUGCUUAACUAUGUUUGUCAGUCAGAGUAUUUUGUUGGAUUUUCUCUGUUCAUCGGGGAUCUUCGUCAUUCCAGUUGCAAAAUAAGGAAGACUUUUAAGAUCUUGAAAUAAAAAGUCAACUAAACGCAUCAUUAUCCCUGACACCUUCUUUAUGUGCCCACUGUCACCACGUAAGAGGACAACUAAUGAGGCAGGGAUUACAGCAGAUUAAAAAAAAACGAGACGUUGGCCAGAGGAAGGCUGUUUGACUCCACACAGGCCGUCUGCAGAUGGAUAGUUCCUGAGUGAUGCAGUAAUGCAGCAUGUGUGUUUCCACAGGGAGGGGUCACACUUCCACAGAACACAGAGCCAAUUCACCGAGCUCCCUACAAUCGGUUCUGUAAGCUUUCUGCCAAAGUAAAGGUUGCUUUUAGGAAGCGAAUGAGAGCAGCUUUGGUGACGUCGUGGUUUUCAUGUUGACGCACAUGAAAACACAUGAAUCCAGUCUCACACUGGAUUCAUGAAGGCUGUUUGUGUAAAACAUGACAAGUCAGCUGCCAGGGCUCAGGUUAUCUGCAACAUUUCUACCAUAACUGGUAGCAGAGGCAUCUACCAUGAUUAUCUAAUAAAAUGAGUGGAAGAAAAACAGCUGAAAAUAGCAAACAAUAUCAGCUUUCUUCACUCCAGGUGCAGUAAAGUUUAAGAAAAAAAGACACAUCACAGUUCUCAGCUGUUGAGCAUGAUUCAUACGUUCCCACUGCAGCUCCUCUGUGACUGAGUUUUGCUGUUUGAGGGAAUCACUGAUGAUCUUACACAAGCCGUCAGUCUGACACCAGUUUUUAACGACCCGGUUCUCAGUCUGAAAAUCUGAGUUUGAAACAAUGACGCUGCAAAAAAUAAAUAUUACACAACAUGAAAAUCUAGAUUACAUCAUGUUCUUAUUGAUUUCUCUUUUAGGCAUUGGAUUAAUAUAUAGUGUCAUCUGUAAAUGUCUCCUUGUUUUUUUUGCUUUUAUUUUUUUUCUUGUUCAUUUCUUGGCAUUGUAAUUUUGUAUCACACAAUAAAAAGAAAACUGUAAAACAUGGA